Molecule: messenger RNA, 2283 nt
Organism: Serendipita indica DSM 11827
Lineage: Eukaryota; Fungi; Basidiomycota; Agaricomycetes; Sebacinales; Serendipitaceae
Source: the annotation of a GenBank genome assembly
AUGGACUCUGGCAGCCACAAGCACACCCUUCUCACCGGAAAUCUCAACAAACGCUACCAGAACAGACGCCAACUGUCUGAAAUCCUCCACAAGGGAAGAACCGACCGUGGCCAUUUCGCCGGCAAGCUCGUAGCCCUCGAAAGGGACAAUAGUACACGCAAGAUAGUCAUAGUCGUCAAGGAGAAUCAAGGAAAACGCAUCAAAUGUUCCCUGCCGCCGUCCAAAAACCUGUACCACAAUCUCACCGCAGGCAUCACAAAGGAUAUCCAAGUUGCCAUGUCAAACCCAGCCGUAGUGGUUUUGGAUGUAGAUAAAAGCGUAUACUACGACUAUCAGCUGGAAUAUGACCAGUAUCAAUUCAUCCUUGGCCAGGAGCUCUUUUCGACCAUUCCAGAUGCUUGGAGGGGUUCAUCUGAUGAAGAGGAAAUUCCCACACAAUCCCAUGAACGAGUCACAUUGCCCGACGCCCAAGAGUCCCAGUCGACGCACCAACAAAGUAAACACACGGCUGCUCCGAAUGCAAAGCUUGGGGGCAAAAUGCCCCCCGACUGGACACCAAUCCUGAAUGUCAACAGCUAUUUGGGGAAUCGGGUAGAGAAGAUUGCAGGCAUUGUUCAUCGCGCUGAUCCAAUACGAACAACAAAAUGGGAGAUAGACUGGGCUAUGGAGCUCGACAUCGUAGACGAAACGUCCAUACAACCGUUGGAGAUAAAACUCUACGCGUCUGAAAAAGUACACCUACCUCCCGAAGGCAUCAUCGAUAAAGCCAUCAUGUUUACCAAGCUGAGGAUACUACAACGAAAAGGCGCUUACAAUUACGCUCAAGGUGAUAAGAAUGUGUUCCAAUAUACAUGCUACGAAAACAACGACAUCUUCCACGACGUGGGCUUCGUCCGCCUAGAUGAUGACGCAAACCCACGACCAGAACGAAUUCACUGGCUCACAAGCAUGGACCGUGAAGGUCUUCAACGUCUCCUGCGCUGGAGCCGGAACGAGCUGCGACCCGUCGAACAGAUUCCAAAACCCAAUGGAAGGUCCAGUCUGACCCACAAGCUCCUAAAGGAUAUCGCCCACAACGAGUCAAUCACAUGUACCGUAGAGAUCUUGGACAUUUGGACAGAGAGCCAUGAAGUGGAUCUGAAAGUAACUGAUUACACUGCAAGUCCACAUCUUUUCGAACCGAACAGUACAAGGUGGUCUCAUCCACCGGGAAGACGAACAAUGAGGGUUCGCCUCCGGGAUGAUGCUGCUGGACAGGCCCAGAAUCUUGUCGUUGGAAACAUUUACCGGAUAAAAAAUAUUCGCAUCAAAGAUGAUCGUGGUUUGUUCUAUGCAAAUGGUGGCAAAGGUCCUAGUGGUUCCCAAGGGACUUUGAUCUCAUCUGUAGAUCCGUCUGACACCUAUUACAAAGAACUUCUGGCUCGUAAGCGUCGGCUCGAGGGCGGCGGAUCCCUCACAUCAUCGCCGACUAAUCCACCAGACCCUUUGCCGGUCCUAAAAUCUCCGACUAAAGCCACACUAGUCCAGCCAACUUCUGUAGAAGCGGGUCCACCAUCCGCCAGUAUCGACGAGACUGAGCAGCCAAUACAACAGCAAAGCGCAUCCAUUGCCGAACCCUCAGUGACAAACAAGAAGGGCAAAGUCUCUGUCGAAAACCGUGAUCUGCCAGUGUUACGAGAAAGCUACCCAGAAUUUCCUCGAUUCAUGGGAGAAGUCGAGAUUGCAAGUACAGUAGAAUGCGCAAAUGCACCUCGACAUCCACAUUUGACUCUUAAAGACAUCAGAUAUACGCCACAGGUCCCGCGAAUGUUCUACUUUUAUGCUCGCAUAGUGGAUAUUAUCCCGUCUGGUGUCGCAGAUGCAGUUCAUUCUUCUUGCACCAAAUGCGGACCAAUUGACAAAAGAGAAGAUACGCACGCAUGUCCAAGAUGCAAACGCUCUAAUACCGUGCAGCACAGCAUCCGGUUCCACUUUGUCUUGCAAGAUUCAGAACGCGAGCUCCCUGUAGAGGUGUUCGACGAAGCCGCGGACAUUUUCUUCUGUAUAUCGGACAAAUCCAAGCGUGAUCGGAAUUUGCUCAUCCCACAGGUAGCGCGACGACUACACCAUCUCAUGGGCACCACGGGUGGAAGCAACUCUCUCCAAGUGGGUGGGAUCAGCGAAAUAUUUGGGUUUGUCGGCAAAGUUUACAUGACGCUGGAAAACGAUGACCCCUGCUCUGGACAGUGGUUGCGCCGCUACGCACUAAGCGGUUGUCGAAUUAGAGGCCCUAAUGCACGAUGA